UCGACUUCCCGGCUUCCCGGCUUCCCGGCUUCCCGGCUUCCCGGCUUCCCGGCUUCCCCGCUUCCCCGCUUCCCCGCUUCCCCGCUUCCCCGCUGCCGCGGCUUGUGCUGCCCGUUACGGCUCCCGCCGCCGGGGAUAUGUUGCAGAAGCCGAGGAGCCGGGGCCGCCCUAGCUCCCAGGCGGACAGGGACAAGGACUGGGGCCGCGGCGCCGCCGAGGAGGCCCCGAGCACCUCCCGCGGGGCGGGCGGCUCCCAGGAGGCCCGGGGCGCGGCGUCGCAGAGCGCCCGCCGGGCCGAGGCCUCCCCCAAGGUGGGGCCCCGGUCCCAGCAGCAGCUGGAGCUGAAGGUGGCCGAGCUGGUGCAGUUCUUGCUGAUUAAGGACCAGAAGAAGAUCCCGAUCAAGCGCACCGACAUUCUCAAGCACGUCAUUGGGGACUACAAGGACAUCUUCCCCGACCUGCUGAGACUGGCUGCCGAGCGCCUCGAGUACGUCUUCGGGUACAAGCUGGUGGAGCUGGAACCCAAGAGCAAUACUUACAUCCUCAUCAACACCCUGGAGCCGGUGGAGGAGGAUGCCGAGGUGAGAGGCGACCAGGGCACGCCCACCACCGGCCUCCUCAUGAUUGUUUUGGGUCUCAUCUUUAUGAAGGGCAACACCAUCAAGGAAACGGAGGUCUGGGACUUCCUGCGUCGCCUAGGGGUGUACCCCACAAAGAAGCACUUGGUUUUCGGGGACCCAAAGAAACUUAUUACCGAAGAGUUUGUGCGGCAGCGUUACCUGGAGUACCGGCGGAUACCCCACACCGAUCCUGUAGACUAUGAGUUCCAGUGGGGGCCCCGAACCAACCUGGAAACCAGCAAGAUGAAAGUCCUUAAGUUUGUGGCCAAAGUCCAUAAUCAGGACCCCAAGGACUGGCCAGUACAGUACUGUGAGGCUUUGGCAGAUGAGGAGGCCAGAGCCAGACCUGAGACAGGUGGCCCAGCCCCCUCCUCUUGAAGCUCCAGGCUUUCAGAGGGACCCCUGGAGAAGGUCCAAGGCUCUGGGCGAAGGGAUAGGGGUGGGAGGGAGCCUGUUUCUGUAACGCUUAAAUGUGUGUGGCUUUAGGACGUGUUUGCAAAACUUCUGUUCUCUUUUAAUAUUGUAAGUUAUUUGGACCCACUUCUAAAAAACAAUCAGGAGAGGAUUUUUGUUUUGAUUUGUUUGACCUGUAUGUUUUGGCAUAAAGAUUUUGCUAGCUUUAUCCAGCUGAUUGGAAGACUUUGUCCUAUGAUCUCGGACAGGUGUUUUAAAAAAGGAACACAUCAGUAAAUUGCUUUGGCGCCAAGAAAAUAAAAGCGAGGUGGCUAUUAUUUGGUCUCCUAACUAACCCAGUUUGUAAAGUUAAAAUAAAAGUCUGUAUAAAUUAAAAUAGAAAUGUGAUUCUCUACAUCCUUUUUCACCUGAAGAAAUAUUUAUAUAUUUCCCAUAUAUAAGUAUUAUGCAUGAUGUAAGCAAUGUGCAUAUUGUAUUUUCUCUGAAUAGCACUUUUUUGGUACUCGUAAUUAUCACUCAGUUUUGUGGCUGACCAUUUAGUUCUAUUUAGUUUUUUGUCCCUCCCCCUUUUUUGCUGCUAUAAUUGUAAUAAAUACUGUAUAUCUCUGAAGCAGUUAAAUAUUGUGCAUUUUUCCGUUAUGGUUCAUGAGAUAUUAAUUUCGUGACUCAGAACUAACAUCUUAAAAAUUUUUUUCCUUGCUACAUGUUAUUAAGCCAAAUAGUGUUUUGUAGGGAUUGGUCCUUUAUAUGUGUGUGCAUAUUGGAUAACGAUGUAAAAUAGAAAAUACAUUUCUCACUGGGUUCAAAAAAGUUGACAGAACUGUUUGUGAUUAACCUUGCCUAAUUGGGAAUCAGACUACCUGGGUUCAGCUCCUGGCUUCACAUAACUAGCUAUAUGACUUUUAGGCAGGUUACUUUACUUGUGUACAGAUGUUUCCUCACCUGUAAAAUAUGCUGAUGAUGCUCAUGCUAUGUGUGAUAAUGUAGUAAUUAGAUAUUGGAAGUAUAUGUAAAGUUCUUGGUGCAGUGCCUGGUGUGGAGGACUUUAGUUGUAAACUUGUUCCUUAAUUUUUUAAAUUUGUUUUUUAAUCUUGGUCUGGAGCAGUUAAAUGUGAUUUUUCCAGGUUUUCUCAUUAUCUUCUAAAUCACAGAGUAGGAGUUGUUAGUUCAAAAUUAUGUCAGUAUUCUAGCCUAUUGUGUGGUGCCAUGGAAAAACAUAACUCAUGGUAGAUAGUCAGUAUAGCCCACAUAAAGUAGAGCCGGACAGCGAGACAUCAGAUCUCCCCUGGGCUUGAGAGCUAACUAUAGUGAAAGGGUGUGGGUUUUGAGGUUGUCUGACAAGUGGGAUUUGAAUUAGGGCUCAUGCUAUGUUCAGCAUGGUGAUUUGGGUAGAUUUUAAAUUCUCUCUGUCUCAAUUUAUCUGUAAAAUGGAAAAAACAGUAGCUAUAUCAUAGUUUGUUACAUGGAUUAAAGGAGUCCAAAGGAAAGAGCUCCUAGUUUCUUCCCAUUGGUUUCCUUCGAUAUCCUCUGGCAAAAUGCUGUUUAUAUUCAGGGACUCCACAAAUAAUUAUUCAGCAGGUAAAUAAGUGUAAUUGUUUGCGAAGGUACUACAAAUUAACCCUCAAAUGAGCUUGAAAUAAAUACUUUAGCUUAAAAAAAAAUUGGUGGAUUUGAUCAACCCUGGACUAAAUGCCAUCUAGAAGAGUCUAUGGUGCAGUGGAAUGGAAGAAUGUGAUAGAUUAGUGAGUUUUAUUUCAUUCUGUUGGAAUGUAAUUGGUCCUUGAAGGUAUUUCUUUUUGGCUUAAAUUUUAUUUCAUUGUAUAAAUUACUUUGUCAUUGAGCAUCCUGCUUACUGGUCCCUUACCUCACAGACUGCUUUUCCUUCUGGAGUGUUUUAACACUGUUAUCUUCAUCUGUAUGGUGAAAACUAUCAUUACUCAGAACCCACUAUCAGUUAUGUCUGAGGCACAUCUCUUCUCUCAUGCUUUUCCAUAGAGAUGUUAAUAACUUAACCUAUAAUGAAUUACCAUUUUGUUUCAGAUUUUAUUCUUUAUUUUUUUGAAUUUUUAUUUAUUUCUUGUAAGCAAUCUCUACACCCAACUUGGGCCAGCACUCACCACGCUGAGAUCAAGAGUCACAUGUUCCUCCUACGGAGCCAGCCAGGCGCCCUCGGAUUUUAAAAUGUAAAACAUUACAGGCCAGAUGAAGCCCUUAAGUCUUUUUACCCUUCUCAGAGGUGUUAAAGUUUGUGGAUAUCAUUCCAUUGUUGGGUUUAACACUUUUACUAUAUAUAUAGGUGAACAAUGUAUAGUAGUAGUUUGUGAGCUUUUAUGUUAUGACUUAUAUAGGGGGCAUUAUACUGUACUGUUUUGCAACUUGCUCUUUUAACUCACCUUGUUUUUCACAUUUACCCACAAAGGUCUGAUGUAUUCAUUGUAGUUGUUCUUUACUGUAGAAAAAAGUAACAGUUUAUCCGUUUCCUGAUGAUUGGAGAGGUUCUUUCCAGUUUUUAGCUUUUUGCCCACAGUGUAUAGUGCUUCCUUAAGCACAUGCUUGAGUUUCUCUAGCCAGAAAUAACUAAGAGCUAUCCAGGGGCCUGCCAAAUUGCUCUUGAGCUUGUAUUAAGUUACAAUCCACCAACAUUUUAGAGUUCCUUUUUACUGACCCACCCUCCCACCCCUUAUGAAACUUCGGUUCUUCCAAAUCACCACACUUCUACUGUGGGUAUACAGUGAUAAUUUAUUGUAAUAUUAACUUGCUUGUCUUGUUUACUAGUGUCGUUAAGUAUUUUUUCUUCUGUUGUGUUUUUUUUUUUGCCUUAUUUUGUGUUCUGCUUUUUCUAUUUUUUAUUUGUAAGAUUUCCUUAUAUGUUCUGCAUACUAAUCCAUUAUCUAUUAUAUCUAGUGCAAAUAGCUUGUCACAUUUUACUAUUUGUUCCUUUUUUUCUUUUUUCUUUUUUUUUUUUUUUUUGGUCCUACAGAUGAUUUAAUUUUAAUGUGUCAAAAUCAUUGCUGUUUUAUUUUUAAAGGCUAUGUUUUUUGUGUAGUGCUUUUAAAAAAUCUCCAUAAUCCUAAUAAGUGUUAAAAAUUUUGACUUUCACAUUUAAUGCUUUUAAUCUAUUUUUGUAUAUGAUAUGAGGUAUGCGUGUAAUUUUCAUGUUUGUCCUAUAUGGAUUGCCUAGCACCAACUUUUCAUAGUUUAUCCAUACUGAUUUAUAAUAUGUUCUCUAAUAUAUCCAAUAUUAAUAAAUUUUGGCUAGGACUAAACUGAUUUAUUUGCUAUCUCUUUGCCAAUAUC
Nyctereutes procyonoides (raccoon dog) is the source of this 4331-nucleotide messenger RNA. It is a transcript of the gene NSMCE3, whose product is annotated as NSE3 homolog, SMC5-SMC6 complex component. The coding region runs from base 138 to 998 and encodes 286 amino acids. The transcript has a single exon. Gene Ontology annotation, cellular component: nucleus. Gene Ontology annotation, biological process: negative regulation of transcription by RNA polymerase II. NCBI's taxonomy places the organism in Eukaryota, Metazoa, Chordata, Mammalia, Carnivora, Canidae. The record is from RefSeq and is a predicted model, not a curated record.